This is a messenger RNA of Pisolithus orientalis, 2574 nucleotides long. RefSeq names its product aconitase family-domain-containing protein. Lineage: Eukaryota; Fungi; Basidiomycota; Agaricomycetes; Boletales; Pisolithaceae. The transcript is spliced from 9 exons. Gene Ontology annotation, molecular function: 4 iron, 4 sulfur cluster binding; 3-isopropylmalate dehydratase activity. The record is from RefSeq and is a predicted model, not a curated record. The coding region runs from base 194 to 2464 and encodes 756 amino acids. Gene Ontology annotation, biological process: L-leucine biosynthetic process. Gene Ontology annotation, cellular component: 3-isopropylmalate dehydratase complex.
CGAUAUGGUUGAUAGGUGUGGCUGAGAACUAUGCAGUUGACGGCUCGGCAGGCCCCGUAUCACGUGAUCUAAGAUAUCGCCCGAAAUCCGUCGGCCGAGUUGCACAUGAGAUGCCCCAGCUGGAACCGAUAUAGAGCAACCUUUAAAAUGCAAUAGAAAGGCAAACAGAACUUGCUGUCAGAACCCUACCAGCAUGCCUGCACCCGCCAUUGGCCCACGCACUCUCUACGACAAAGUCUGGGACGACCAUGUCGUCCAAGAGAUGGAAGAUGGUCUUGCCCUCAUCUACAUUGAUCGCCAUCUUGUCCAUGAAGUUACGAGCCCACAGGCCUUCGAAGGACUAAGGAACGCUGGAAGGCGAGUCCGUCGCCCAGACUGUACUUUGGCGACCGUAGAUCACAACAUCCCCACUGUACCACGCAAGAACUUCAAAUCUGUUGGUACCUUCGUCACAGAACCAGAAUCACGUGCCCAGUGCCUCGCAAUUGAAGAGAAUGUGAAAGAAUUCGGACUAACCUACUUUGGUCUGAGCGAUCGCCGUCAAGGGAUCGUACACGUCAUUGGCCCCGAGCAAGGCUUCACGCUGCCUGGCAUCACUUGCGUUUGCGGUGACUCUCACACAUCAACUCACGGUGCUUUUGGUUCGCUUGCCUUUGGGAUCGGAACGUCGGAGGUGGAACAUGUCCUUGCAACCCAGACCUUGCUACAACGGAAAGGAAAGAACAUGCGCAUUACUGUCGAUGGUCAGUUGGCCGAGGGGGUAACAUCAAAGGAUGUGAUCUUACACAUCAUCGGGCUCAUCGGAACUGCGGGUGGCACGGGCCAUGUCAUUGAAUAUGCGGGAUCUGUUUUCCGCAAUUUCAGCAUGGAAGCUCGUAUGAGCGUUUGUAACAUGAGCAUUGAAGCUGGGGCCAGAGCCGGAAUGAUCGCUCCCGACGAGAUGACCUUCGAUUACCUGCGGAAUCGCCCUCUUGUGCCGAAGGGUGAGCUUUGGGAUAGGGCCGAAGCCUAUUGGCGCACUCUCAGGAGCGACGAAGGCGCAAAGUUUGACAUCGAAAUUAACAUCAACGCCGCGGAUAUCCCACCAACUGUUACCUGGGGCACGUCUCCCCAGGACGUUGUUCCGAUCACAGGAUCUGUCCCAGAUCCCACCACUAUGUCUGAUCCAGGCAAACGAGCCGCUGCUGAACGGGCGCUGGCAUACAUGGGCUUGCAGCCCAACACCCCUAUGGAGGAUAUUAUCGUGAACAAGGUCUUCAUUGGUUCCUGCACGAAUAGUCGCAUCGAAGAUCUCCGGUCCGCCGCACACGUCAUUCUAACUGCUGGUCCUGAUGCCAAGGUCGCCCCCAACGUUCAAGCGAUGGUAGUUCCUGGGUCGGGCCUUGUCAAACAGCAUGCUGAGGCGGAAGGCAUCGACGUUGCUUUCAAGCGCGCAGGAUUUGAUUGGCGGGAGGCUGGUUGCUCCAUGUGCCUUGGUAUGAAUCCGGAUCAACUCGCUCCUGGCGAGCGCUGUGCUAGUACAAGCAAUCGAAACUUUGAAGGUCGACAAGGUGCUGGAGGGCGCACGCACCUCGUAAGCCCAGCUAUGGCUGCUGCUGCUGCCCUGACAGGCAAACUCUGCGACGUUCGUAAGAUUCUGGGAAAGGAAAACAAGACGGAGGUCCCCAAUGUCAAACUCACCAGCGUCUUCGAGUUCUUAACCGACCCUGUCCUCCCCCCUCCCCAACCUCAGGGUCGUGCUGAUGCAAGUGCAUCUGGCACCCAUCCUGAAGUGACUACUUCCUCUGGUGUUCCGAAGUUCGUCGUCCUGAAAGGCGUCGCUGCACCUUUACAUUUGUCCAACGUUGACACCGAUAUGAUUAUACCCAAGCAAUUCCUGAAGACAUUGAAGCGCACCGGUCUAUCAAAUGCCUUAUUUUUUGCCCUUCGCUUCGACCCAAAAACGGGUGGGAAGACCGACUUUGUGCUGAACCGCAGUCCAUACGAUCGGGCCAAAAUUCUCGUCUCCGAUGGCCCCAACUUUGGUUGCGGCAGUUCGCGUGAGCACGCGGCUUGGAGUCUGAAUGAUUUCGGCAUCCGCUGUGUCAUUGCACCGAGUUUUGGUGAAAUCUUCCGUAGCAACGCAAUGCAGAACGGUAUGCUACCGUUGCCAUUGCCCGAGGAUGUAUGCAAAGACUUGGCGGCGGAUGCGGAGGCGGGAGUGGAGCUCGAGGUUGACCUAGAAAAGGAAGAAAUCCGAAGGCUUAAUGGCAAGGAAGCCAUUCAUUUCUCCAUCGACCCGUUCAGGCGACACCGCUUGUUGAAUGGUCUUGAUGAUAUUGCCAUGACGUUGCAGAAAGGGGAAGCUAUCUCCAGGUUUGAGCAAGGUCGGACUGCUGUUUGGCCAUGGUUAGAUGGUUUUGGUUACCAAGGCGGGAAAGUUCCUGUCAUCUCGGCCAAGACUGAGAAGAAAACGGAAUGGUGAAGUUGGUUCGACGUGCAAGGGCGGAUGUUGUAGGUUACGAGUUACACAGCUACGUACAGAGGUGUAUUGUGGACAGUCAAACGUUUUGGACGCUACAUACUUUUCCGAGU